Molecule: messenger RNA, 1700 nt
Organism: Oncorhynchus gorbuscha (pink salmon)
Lineage: Eukaryota; Metazoa; Chordata; Actinopteri; Salmoniformes; Salmonidae
Exons: 4
Coding region: 175-1299 (374 amino acids)
Source: RefSeq, a predicted model, not a curated record
GCCUCCUCUGCAGCCUCCUCCGCGCCCUCUGCAGCCUCCUCCCCUCCCUCUGCAGCCUCCUCCCCUCCCUCUGCAGCCUCCUCCGCUCCCUCCUCCCCUCCCUCUGCAGACUCCUCCCUACAGGAGAACCCUGAGCUAGAUGAGGCCCCCCUAAACCAAACCUUCACGGUGUCUAUGUCCUCUGCCCCACCCACCAGGGUUAGGUAUACUACCCUUGUCUUCAGUCCUGACAGAUCUGAAGGCCCUUCCACAGCAGGAGGGUUGAGCAGCCCAUCUCUGAGGUGUGCCGUCCCCAGUCAGAGGAUUUUCACAGCAGUACGCCCUGUGGUCAGUAUGGACAUGUCUUCAGACACAGAGAGGUCUGUCUACCGCUCCUCAGCAGCACAGAGUCCCUACAGAGCCAGACUGCUGAGCUGGGAAGGCCAGCGUGCAUCUCUUAACACUGUCCAUAGAAGCCUCAAAUCAGGCGUUGCUGGAUAUCAUCAGAGAAACAUGGUGACGGUGGAACCCAGAUCUUCCCCUGCGUUUUCCCCCUCUUUUCAGAGUCCUCUGUCACCCAGGAAGCUCCACCACCUAGACACCUGCAGUGCCUCCCAACUGAAAGUCCACUCAUCUCGAGUCACCCAUCAGGAGUCUACUGCUGGGGCAGCUCAGCCAAAGCUCCAGCGACACUAUUCCCUGGAUUCAUUCUCCCCAUCCAUCAGUCUAAGGAACUCCACUAAGCAGAUCGAUGAGGACUUCCAGAAGCUCUACCACAAGCUUGUCUGUCAGGGCAAAUCGGUCCCCUCCUGUCGCAUGUGUGAGAGGAGAGCAGAGACCACCAGAGGCCCCUCCUCCUCUGCUCUGGCUGCCCUGGCCCUGUCUCCUCACCACUCUGUCAUGAGGAAGCGUCGCAGGGAGCUGGUCCAGAAACAUUCCCCAGAGUCCAAACGCUUCAGAGACAACUCCUGCGUGUACUCACCAGGAUCUCUCCGCCAGAGGAGAGAAAUGAUCAGGUGCCAGAAUCGCUUAGACAGCCACUUGUCCUCCACCCAGAGGGACAUCUCCUGUGACUCCCACACCUGGAGCCCGUAUAGGGCCAGCCUGUCUCAGAUCCGCCACAGCCCCCAUCACCACUCGGACGCAGCAGUCAGGAAAGCUGCAGGCUCCUGGUCUGGCCUGCAUGUUGAUCAGCCCUCUCCUGCUUGUAGAGCGAAAUACAGAUUUGUUGGGAUUCAUCCAGGAAAGUCAUCUGUCAAGGCAGAGUGCCAAUGUGGCUGUUCGCCAAGUUUCUCUAGGAGACAGCUUCUGUAUAAAUGAUGUCGGCCUGCACCUCUAGAUGAUAUGACUGUUAAAUAUGUUGCUGUUUUAUAUAUCAGCUUUUAAAACAGUUCUGAUGUUCCAAUUACUAACUCGUUUGUUAAAUAUAAUAUAAUAAUAUAUGCCAUUUAGCAGACGCUUUUAUCCAAAGCGACUUACAGUCAUGUGUGCAUACAUUCUACGUAUGGGUGGUCCCGGGAAUCGAACCCACUACCCUGGCGUUACAAGCGCCAUGCUCUACCAACUGAGCUACAGAAGGACCACAAUGAACAGUGUUCCCACAAGGUCUUUAUGCCCCCGUGGGACAAUAGCUGGUUUUUUAAUGGAUAGAUGCAUAAAAUACAUACUAAAUUACUUUGUAAUAAAAUAAGUUGAAUUUCUUUUUUGGCUGUAUGGAUUUA